AUGGCGCAAGUAAUAACAAACGGCCGCCAGACCGGCUCCGAGAUCGACCCGCUCCUGCCGGCGGCGGCCAGCGGCCAACGCACCAUCGGCUACUCCAACGGCUUUUCCAACGGCUUUUCGAAUGGCUCGUCUAGCAGCUCGACGACCGGCGUGCCCGGCGAUACUGCCAACGCAACCGACAACGACGAUGCCGCCAGCCGAAGCAGCGCUCGCAGGCGCCUGUCCGACGCCUCCUCGGCGGCCAACUCGCACCUCCUGACCCCCGGCCGCACCUACGCCAUUGUCUUCAGCAUGUGGGUGCUCAUCUUCCUCCAGGCCAGCAACGUGAGCGGCAUGACCAUGGCCCAGUCUGCCGUCGCCGCCGACCUCAACGCCUACGAGCACGCCAUGUGGUUCACGAGCGCCUACCUCAUCUCGUCCGCGUCGUUUGCGCCCGUCAUCGGCCGCCUGGCCACCGUGUUUGCGCCCUCGCACCUCAUCGCCGCCUCCAGCCUGUGCUUUGCCGUGGGUGCCGUCGUGACGGCCUACGCCCAAUCUCUCCUCAUCUUCUUGCUGGGACGUGCCAUUGUCGGCUUGGGCGCUGCGGGCACCAUGUCCCUGACGCUGAUUGCGGUGCUGCAGUUUACCAGCAGGCGCCGCCGGGGCCUUUUUGUCGGCCUCGCCAACGCUGGCUUCACCAUUGGCCUGUCGUCGGGUGCCAUCGUGUACGGUGCCCUGCAGGCGGCCAUGGGCUGGCGCAUGCUGUUUUUGAUGCAGGCUCCCUUUGCCCUGCUGGCCGGUGUCGGCAUCCUGCUCAGCAUGCCGAAACUCGGUGCUCGUGAGCUCGGUGGCGGCGCGACGGCGGUCGACAAGCAUGGUCGCGAGCUCACCGUGUGGCAGAAACUGGCCCGCAUUGACUACCUCGGCGCCGCGCUGCUGGCGCUCACCAUCCUCUUGUUCUUGUACGGCCUGUCCGGCACUGUUCAUCCCAAGUAUAUUUUGCUGUCGGGCGUCAGCCUGCUGCUGUUCGUUGCCACUGAGGUCUGGUACGUGCCCCGUGUCACGGGUGGCGACCCCAUUGUCCCAGUCGAGGUGCUCCGGUCGCGCGGCGUCCUGUUCUCCUGCCUCGCACAGCUCGGUGUCAUGUCCGCUCGCUGGACCGUUCUCUACUAUGCGCCCAUCUACGUGUUGGCCGUGCGCGGCUUCUCGGCCGCCACCUCGGGCUCGGCCCUGAUCCCGACCAAUGUCGGAUUCGGCAUUGGCGGCCUUGUUAUUGGGUGGCUGCAUGUGCGCCGCUCCGGCGCCUUCUGGCUGCCCAGCGUCGUGUCCCUCUUCUUGUUUGCCGGCACGCUCGCUGUGGUCGGCCUUCUCAGCCGCGCCGACGCGUCUGGCCUCGGUACCGCCGCCUACGUCUUGGCCCUGUUUGCCAAUGGCUUUUGCACCGGCGCGUACCUCAACUACACCCUGGCCCACGUGCUGCACCUCACGCGGCCCUCGACGCACUUUAUCAUUACGAGCCUGCUCGCCACCUUCCGUGGCUUCGCUGGAAGCUUUGGAACGUCCAUUGGCGGCGGCUUCUUUAUGCGCCGCCUGGCCAUCCAGCUGACCGAUGGCUUCACGCAACUGGACGGCGGCAACCUGAGCAGCGCUCGCCGCACGCUCAUCACGCAGCUGGUCGGCAGCCCUGCGCUCGUGUUUGGCAACGACCGACAGGGCCACGCAGUGCUCAACGACGCGGAGCGUCGGGUGGCCGUAUCGGGCUACGAGUCGGCACUGGGCGAGCUCUACCGCUGGGGUGCCAUCGUAGCUCUGGUGGUCAUUCUUGUCCAGGCUGGCACCGGCUGGACGGCACCGAAGCCCCUGCCAGCUGUUGACGCGGCUGAAGGCAGUGCUGUCUUCAGCGACGAGGACGAAGAAGAGGAGAUCCUCGAGGCGUUUGCAGAGCACGACACUACCAUGGAAGCAUAA
Molecule: messenger RNA, 1947 nt
Organism: Sporothrix schenckii 1099-18
Lineage: Eukaryota; Fungi; Ascomycota; Sordariomycetes; Ophiostomatales; Ophiostomataceae
Product: MFS multidrug transporter
Exons: 1
Coding region: 1-1947 (648 amino acids)
Biological process (GO): basic amino acid transport; transmembrane transport
Cellular component (GO): fungal-type vacuole membrane
Molecular function (GO): basic amino acid transmembrane transporter activity
Source: RefSeq, a predicted model, not a curated record